Messenger RNA from Poecilia reticulata (guppy), 9212 nucleotides. The record is from RefSeq and is a predicted model, not a curated record. NCBI's taxonomy places the organism in Eukaryota, Metazoa, Chordata, Actinopteri, Cyprinodontiformes, Poeciliidae.
GGAGGAGGCCUGCAGGAAAAGUUUGGCUCAACUUGUGUGAAACUUUUCUGUGUCAUUCAACACCAAAGCGCCGGAGAGGACGGCGCUCACUCCGCGGCGCGCAGCAGGGCAUCAAACCACACACAGCGAGAUGGAUCGAGUGCUACUUCUUUCCCUACUGGUGCUUAUCGACGCGUUGCUAUGGCAAUGCUGCCAUACCCAGCAGAGAGGGCUGUUCCCAGCGGUGCUGAAUCUGGCUACAAUGGCAGACAUAACAACUAACGCUACCUGUGGCACAAAUGGACCAGAGAUGUUCUGUAAGCUGGUGGAACAUGUUCCUGGUCAGCCUGUGAGGAACCCGCAGUGUCAGAUCUGCAACCAACAGGGCACAAACACAUUUGAGCAUCAUCCUAUUGAAUAUGCCAUAGAUGGAACCAACCGUUGGUGGCAAAGUCCUUCUAUUAUGAAUGGGAUGGAAUACCACUAUGUGACAGUCACACUGGACUUGAAACAGGUUUUCCAGGUUGCUUAUGUGAUAAUAAAGGCAGCCAACUCGCCUCGUCCAGGUAAUUGGAUCUUGGAGCGCUCAAUAGAUGGCGUGACCUUUGAACCUUGGCAGUACUACGCGAUCACAGACACGGAGUGUCUGACGAGGUUCAACAUAAAUCCACGGACUGGACCGCCGUCCUACACCAGAGAUGAUGAAGUGAUCUGCACGUCGUUUUAUUCAAAGGUUCAUCCGCUGGAGAACGGAGAGAUCCACACGUCUCUGAUCAAUGGGCGACCCAGUGCAGAUAACCCCUCUCCCACCCUGCUAAACUUCACCUCUGCCCGCUACAUCAGGCUGGUGUUCCAGCGAAUACGAACGCUGAACGCUGACCUCAUGACUCUGACACUUAGUGACCCCAGAGACAUCGAUCCCAUUGUGACAAGACGGUACUAUUAUUCCAUUAAGGACAUCUCGGUUGGAGGAAUGUGCAUCUGUUAUGGCCACGCCAAAGCCUGUCCACUCAACCCUGCUACGAAGAAGUUCAGCUGUGAAUGUGAGCACAACACAUGCGGGGAGAGCUGCGAUCACUGUUGCCCGGGUUACCACCAGCAGCCAUGGAUGGCGGGAACCUUCCUCACUCGACACGUCUGUGAGAAGUGCAACUGCAAUAAUAAGGCAGAGGAGUGCUAUUUUAAUCAGACCGUGGCUGACCUGUCCCUAAGCCUCGACACUCACAGUCAGUACCGAGGCGGUGGCGUCUGUAUUGGUUGCCGUGACAACACAGCUGGAAUCAACUGUCAAAGCUGCGUUCCUGGUUACUACAGACCUAGAGAGUUGGGUGCAGAUGAAGAGGACCCCUGUGUCCCUUGCUCUUGUGAUCCACAUGGUUCUAUCAGUCAGACUUGUGUUGCAGAUGAAAGCCAAGCUUCGCCCGGUCAGCCAGCAGGGUCAUGCUGGUGUAAGGAAGGUUUCGGGGGUCUGCGAUGCGACAGAUGCGCUGUUGGCUAUAAAGACUACCCAACCUGUGAGCGCUGUAAUUGCAGAGUGGAAGGAAGCGUCAACGCUGACCCAUGUGUAACACCGUGUAUAUGCAAGGAAAAUGUUGAAGGAGAGAACUGUGAUCGGUGUAAACUUGGUUUCUACAAUCUGCAACAAGAUAAUCGACGUGGCUGUGAGAAGUGUUUCUGUAUGGGUAUCGCAAGCCAGUGCUCUUCUUCAACAUGGAACUUUGAGAAUGUGAGCACUCUUGCUGGCUGGCAUCCAGUUGGAGAGACAGGAGGGAGGGUGUGGUCUGUUCACAGAGAGACGCCUUCAUAUCUGACCAUCAGACACUCGGAUGUUGUGAACGAUCUUGGCUCCGCCUACUACUGGAACGCACCUGAGAUAUAUCUUGGAAACAAGGUUGCAGCCUAUGGAGGUGAUGUGACGUUCACGGUGUCAUACGAGACAAACCAACAGGAGCAGGUGGCCAUCAGAGUCACCUCAGAGCCCGACCUCAUCAUAGAGGGAGGUGGAAUGAAGCUUAUAGACAACAGGUUUGGCCAGCCAGUGUAUCCGUCGUCUGCCAGCACCAAACACGUUGUUCUCCUUCCUGAGAACUUUCUGGUUUCGGAGACGGGGCAGACGAUCAGCAGGAGAGAUUUCCUGUUGGUGCUGGCCAACAUGACGAGUUUAAUGGUGCGGGCCUCAUACAGCACGGAAACCAGCGCUGUCUACAGGCUCCACUCAUUCUCAAUGCAGGUGGCAAAUCCUUUGGCCACUGGAAAGAGAGCAUCAGCUGUAGAAAAGUGUGCCUGUCCCCCUGGAUAUGGAGGAUUAUCCUGUGAGACGUGCCGUCCUGGUUUUCGGCGAGUCCACGGUAAACUGUAUAACGGUGUGUGUGAGCCAUGCCGYUGUCAUAGACACAGYUCAGAUUGCCAUGAGUUCACAGGACAUUGCCUGGACUGCACCCACCAUACUACUGGCCACCACUGUGACACCUGCCUACCUGGUUACUACGGCAACGCCACCCAUGGGACACCUCAGGACUGUCAGCCAUGUGCCUGCCCACUUAAUCUUCCCAGCAACAACUUCAGCCCCACAUGCCACCUUGGUGACAAAGGAGAGCUGCUCUGUGAUCGGUGUCAGCCUGGAUAUACAGGGCCAAGAUGCGACAGCUGUUCCAAUGGGUACUACGGCCAGCCUGCUGUACCCGGAGGAUCCUGCCAACUCUGCACUUGCAAUGGCAAUCUGGACUUCUCCAUACCCAAUAGCUGCGAUGCGAUCACAGGCCAGUGUUUGAGGUGUCGUCAAGGUUACGAUGGUGUGACUUGUGACAGCUGCGCUGAAGGCUACUAUGGGGAUGCCAUGACAUUAAAAAACUGCCAACGAUUGGUCCAGCCUAACUGCUGGUGGGAUGCUGAGCUGCAGGAGUGUAUGCCCUGUCGCUGCAGUCCUUAUGGCUCCAUCUCUCAGCGCUGCGACACUGAGGGCCGCUGCAUCUGCCGCCCCGGCUUCAUGGGCCGACGCUGUGACCUUCGUCGCCUAGGUUACGAGAGGCGGGAGACACGGCGCCCCAUAGAGCGUGUUCCCCUGGAAGCUGUGCAGCAGAGGUGGGGGGGAACCUCCCGCACAACAGGGGGCUGUCCCAGGGGAGCGUACAGACCUCAGACAGGGGUAACACACCCUGAAUGUGGAUGGCAGUGGAUGUGUUUGAAGCAUCAUGGGUGUUUYCCACAGUGCAUCCAGUGCGAGUGCAGCGUCGCAGGAUCGGACAGCCAGACCUGUGACAUGGAGAGAGGAGUGUGUGGCUGUGCAGACCGAACAGGAAAAUGUAACUGCAAGCAAAAUGUGGAWGGGCACAACUGUGAUCGCUGUAAAACAGAUAUGUUUGGCUUAUCUGUGAAAAAUCCACUUGGCUGCAGCAAGUGCUACUGCUACGGACUGACUCACUCAUGCAUGGAGGCACAAGGACUUAUAAGGAUGUGGUUGACACUGAGGCCAGAACAGACAGUGCUCCCCCUGGUGGACAAAUCCAACACUGUGGAGAAGAGGGCAGGAGUGAGCUUCCAGCACCCAGAGAUACUGGCUCACGCAGAAGUGGUCACAACAACUCUGUCUGAACCGUACUACUGGAAACUGCCGGAGCAGUUCACAGGCUCUAUGAUCACAGCCUUCGGAGGACAACUGAAAUACGCCRUGUACUACGAGGCCAGAGACGAAACCGGCCCUUCAUCAUACGAGCCUCAGGUCAUUAUUAAAGGUGGUCCAAACCACAACAUCAUAAUAACACGGCACAUCCCAGGACUUCAGAUCGGUCAACUCACCCGUCACGAGAUCGACAUGACAGAGCAUGAAUGGAAGUACGCAGAUGGCCGGUCUGUGAGUCGAGAGGACUUCAUGGACGUUUUGUUCUAUGUGGACUACAUCCUGAUUAAGGCUUCACAUGGCAAUCUGAUGAGACAUAGCCGUAUUUCAGAGAUCAGCUUAACAGUCGCAGAGGAAGGAACACCGACGGAGCAAAACGAGAAAGCCCAUCAGAUAGAAAAAUGUGACUGUCCAACUGGAUACUCUGGGCUUUCUUGUGAGGAGUGUGCUGCAGGUUUCUAUCGGCUCCGCGCCGGGUCGUCKGUUUCUGUUCCAGCGUCCAGGCUGCCGACAGCUGCCGGCAUGGGCAGCUGUGUCCAGUGUCAGUGCAGUGGGCAUUCCUCCACUUGUGACCCUGAGACAUCCAUAUGCCAGAACUGUCAAGACAACACGGAGGGCGAUCACUGUGARCGCUGCGCUCCGGGUUUCUACGGUGUGGUYCGAGGUUCUCCAGAUGACUGCAAACGUUGCGCCUGCCCCCUUUCCAAUCCAGAGAAUAAUUUCAGCCCUACAUGUGUGGCAGAAGGUUUCAGCGACCACCGCUGUACCUCCUGUGCUGAGGGAUAUGAGGGAAAAUACUGUGAAAGGUGUGCCACUGGUUACCACGGUAACCCAAGGAUGCCAGGUGGUCGCUGUGAGGAGUCCUGUGACGAUGARUGCUCAGGUUUGCUGAUAAGCGACAUGGACCGUCUCUAUCGCAUCAUCACUGAUGUCACACUGACCACACCCCUCCCACCACCUUAUAAAGCUUUGUACCGCUUUGAAAACAUGACAGAGGAGCUCAAGCACAUGUUAUCGCCUCACAAAGCUCCGGAGAGAUUACUGCAACUGGCCGACUCCAACCUGGGAUCACUGGUCGUUGAGAUGGACCAGCUGCACAGCAGGGCAACUAAGGUGUCUGCUGAUGGAGAGCAGGUGGAGGACGAUGCGGACAGGAUUCAUAAACGAGCCGAGGACCUGGAGCAGUUCAUCAGAGACACGCUGCUGGGAGCGAAAGACCUCCAAACCAAGGCAGCUGAGUUGAACAAGACCCUCUCGCGGAAAGAUGGAGCUCCAGACAAAAGCCUUAGCGAGAUGAAGGAGGAGAUCCAGGCAAUGCUAGCUGAGAUGAGAAAACGGCAGCUGGGAGGGAUGAAAAGCAUUGCAGAGGAAGAGAAGGAUCUAGCAGAAGAGCUGUAUCAGAAAGUCAAAAGGAUGUUUGGUGACCCUCAUCAGGCCACUGAAGACUUGAAAGCAGAGAUUAAAGAGAAGCUGUCUGAUCAUGAGGAGAAGCUCCAGGAGGCUCAGGAUUUACUGAACUCUGCCCAGGGAAAGGCGAGGCAGGCUGGCUCGCUGGCGGAGCAAAACAAAGCCAACCUCACCGCUCUGCAGGUGCAGCCCAACUCAAACAUGCAUAAGAAUCAGGACAUAAUUGUCUGUCAGACUGCUUUGGGUCCUGAUGUCCCUGUAAAGGAAGCAGCUCAGAAUGCCCUCCAGAAGAGCCAAAUACUGCUGAACAAAGCCAAACAACUUCAGAAUGAUGUUAAAGAAAAUGCAGAUGAUGUGGCUGGACUAAAGGCCAGAGUUAAAGCAGCUAAAGACAAAACCAAAGGCCUUCUAACAGCUGUUAAUGGAACCCUGGCGACACUCAGAGCGAUCCCCAAUGAUACGUCUGCUAAACUAGCAGCUACAAAAGCAGUAGCAGCUGAUGCCAACGCUACAGCCGUAGACGUCCUGGAGCGCCUGGCGGACCUGAACCUGCGCCUUGGAGGCCUGCAGCUGAACAGCAGCAAGCUGGAGGACGACGUCAACGCAGCCAAUCGGAUGAUCCAGGACCCUGAAAAAAACACAAUCAUCCAUGCUGCUGGAGCCAAAGUAAAGGAUUUGGAGGAUGAAGCCGACAGACUGCUGGAGAAGCUGCAACCGAUAAAAGAGCUUCAAGACAAUUUGAGGCGCAACAUCUCACAAAUAAAGGAGCUGAUCAACCAGGCCAGGAAGCAAGCAAAUUCRAUCAAAGUCUCAGUUUCAUCAGGUGGUGACUGCCUCCGCAGUUAUCGCCCCGACAUCAGAAAAGGGAGGUACAACACCAUCAUCCUUCAUGUUAAAACCACCACACCUGAUAACCUCCUCUUUUACCUGGGAUCUGCCAAAUAUGUUGAUUUCUUGGCCUUGGAAAUGCGCAAGGGGAAGGUGAAUUUCCUUUGGGAUGUGGGUUCGGGUGUGGGAAGGGUUGAAUAUCCCCAUCACACAAUCAACGAUGGGAAYUGGCACCGGAUAGAAGCGUCUCGUAAUGGUCUAAAUGGCACCAUAUCAGUAUAUCCYUUGGAAGGCCCUAUGGCUGGCAUGAUGCCAACCCCAGCCAGUGCCAACUCACCUAAAGCUUUCACCAUCUUAGACGUCGACCAGAAGGCCUACCUGUUUGUUGGAGGAAUUUUGGGCACUGCAAAGAAAGCAGAAGCAGUCAGAGCAUCAACAUUUAUAGGCUGCAUGGGCGAAACCUUCUUGGACGGUAAACCUAUCGGUCUGUGGAACUACAGAGAGAGAGAGGGAGACUGUAAAGGUUGUGUUGUCAGUCCUCAGCGAACUGAUGGUGAGGGGACGGUCCAGCUGGACGGUGAAGGCUACGCUGCAGUAGGACGCCCCACAAGGUGGAACCCAAAUGUUUCCAUCAUCACCUUCAAGUUUCGCACUUUCUCUUCUGACGCGCUGCUCAUGUAUCUGUCCACUGAAGACAUGAAGGACUUUAUGUCUCUUGAGCUGUCAGAAGGAAAAGUGAAGGUGAAUUUUGACCUGGGAUCAGGAGUUGGAAGAGCCCUAUCAGCUAAACGCCACAAUGAUGGACGCUGGAAAGCUCUCACYGUGUCGAGGAACAAGAAACAGGCCACUGUGAUUGUUGUGGACAUCGAUGAUGGUGCUGAAGAAAAGAUUGUGGCCGUAUCUCAGGGCUCGGCCACUGGUCUGAACCUGAAGGAAAACCAGAAAAUCUAUUUUGGUGGUCUGCCAACGAUCGGAAACUACAGGUCAGAGGUGAAUCUGAAGAGGUAUGCAGGUUGUCUCAGAGACAUUGAAGUCUCCAGAACUCCAUACAAUCUGCUCAGCAGCACCGACUAUACAGGGGUCACUAAAGGAUGUAAUGUCGAGAACCUGCACACAGUGAGUUUCAGUAAGCCAGGAUACAUGGAGCUGGGUGGCCUGUCUCUYGAGRUCGGCACUGAGAUCAGCUUGUCCUUCAGCACUCUGUCGGACUCUGGGAUUAUACUGCUGGCAGUGGGAGGGGCUUCACCCAUCAGCCCAUCACAGGUUCGCAGGCCAAACUUAAGUUCCAAGAGAAGACGAAGGCAGUCGGGGGAGGGAUGCAUAUGGAACCUCAUGGUCAAUUCAGUUCUUUCAGAUUUCUCCAGGCCCGUUUCCUUUGAAAAUGCUGAAAUUGGCCAGUGUCCAAACCUCGCUCCACCUCCGCCUCCUCCUCCCGUACCAGAAGAGGAGGAAACCGAGGAGAAGARGAUGGACUCAAAACCAGUCCGUCCUCCAGUCACCCCGGCUCCUCCCAAACCUCGCCCUGCUCGCCCAGACGAGGCCACGCCCCCCGCCCCAGCUGCUGCCACAUCCACCCCGCCUGCAGCUGUAGCGCCACCCACUGCUAAACCGGAUCCUGGCUCAGACGUGGACUCAUGUGCAUCAGCUGUGGCCCCGACGUCUCUUGAAAAGGCAUAUCAGUUUGGACUGACCAGAAACAGUCACAUGACCUUCGCCUUUGAUGACACCAAAGUCAGAGAGAGGCUGAUUUUGGAGUUCGAGCUGAGGACCAAGGAGCUUUCUGGUCUUGUGCUCUACAUGGCAAGAAUAAACCAUGCAGAUUUUGUUUCUAUACAGAUCAAGGAGGGACAAGCCUGUCUUGGAUUUGAUCUUGGUCAUGGAAAUAUCUCUGACUGUGUUCCUUUCUCUAUUAAUGAUGGUAACUGGCACAAGAUCCGUGUGCAGCGCACUAAGCAGAGAGGUGUGCUAGCAGUUGAGGGUCGAUACAUGAAACAGAUGUUCAGCCCAAAAACGGCGGACCUUUUAGAUGUGGUUGGAAAGGUGUAUGUUGGUGGAUUACCGCAGAACUACACCACCAAGAGAAUCGGCCCAAUUCUCUAUAGCAUCAAUGGAUGCAUCCGUAACUUUACGAUGGGUGGAAGUCCAGUGAGCACCAAGUCAGCUGUAACCGGUCGUACUGAAGUGGUUAGUGAGGACUUUAAACUGGACAUGGCUGCACCGACCUCCAGUUACAUGGUUGGAAGGUGUUUCGUAUCAACAGAAACGGGAACCUAUUUCGACGGCACUGGCUAUCUGAAAGCUGUUUCYUCCUAUAGGGUGGGUCUGGAUGUGUCGAUUGCAUUCGAGUUUCGAACCAGCAAAACCAGCGGAGUCCUUUUGGCAGUCAGUAACCAAGCCAAUGAUGGACUCGGUUUGGAGAUCGUCGAUGGCGAGCUCCUUUUCCAUGUCGACAACGGAGCUGGCCGAAUCACUGCAAAGCAUGUGCCUGAAGGCAGGAGCUUCUGUGACGGCCAGUGGCACAGUGUCACUGCCAACAAGCUUCGCCACCGGCUGGAGCUGGUGGUGGAUGGAGUAAAGAGCCAAGCACAGUCUCCCAACGCUCGCUCCAACACCUGCGAUACCAACGAUCCCAUCUAUGUUGGAGGAUAUCCUGCUGGAGUUCGCCAGGCAGCUCUUUCUACCCGCUCAUCCUUUAGAGGUUGUAUGAAGAACCUGAAGAUCACGAAGGCAUCGAAGACCAUGGAUGUGCAGUUCAAUAAGGCUCUGGAGAUUAAAGGAGUCCAGCCACUGUCCUGUCCUGCCGGAGCUGCCUAACACUACCCUAAUCUAUAAACCAGUUUCAACAAUGAGAGGGAAACACAGAUCUGCAGCAAACUUCAUGCUUUAAAAAACCAAAAGCUGUUMAACCUCCAAUAGAUCUAUAAUUAAAGUCCCACAAACAUUUAUCCUGUGUGUCAUUUCUUGGCAUCAGGAUCCCUGUUACAGUUUGCAAUAUUAGGGGAGGAAAUACACAAUGUUGCUUAGUCAAAUUAUAUGAAUGUUUCGCGUCUCUCUACAUGAACAACUAUUUGCAUGUCAGUAUUUGAUUCCCCAUACAAACAGAACUUCUAAAGAAUGAUCAUGGAUGAGUUUUUCAUCAUAAUAGUGGYGCAAGACAUACAUAUUUUCUAAUCUCACCAUAUAUGUAAGGUAACUGGAACUUAGUUGCUUGKAUUUCAUGGCUAGGCUAUCGAAAAAUUGAUUGCUUCCCAGAAAACAUUUGAUUAUUCCUGUCUGUGAAAGAAAAACCAUGCAUGGCUMWRAGAAUGUUUUACCAAUAAAAUCAGAAAACUUGGGUUUGUAUUAAGCUGUUAACUUUAAAUAAAGUAGUGCCACCAAUUGC